CCGCGUCGACUCGCGCGAACGUGCGAUGCCGCGAAACCGAAACGCCGUCGCGCGCCCGCCGGGGUACGACGAUCUCUUGGACGCGUACGACGACGAGACGCGCGGCGUGAGAGCGACGAAUCCGACGACGCUGCGAACGAAGAUUCGAAAGUUUUUGGCGGAAUUCGACGUCUCGGUGACGUCUUUUCAGGCGCUCCUGGGCGUGAAUUCGAACUCGUUCGGGAAGUUUAUGGCGGGGCAUUACAAGAAUAAGUGGCGCGCGAUGGAAAACGGGACGUACGCGGCGGCGGAUUACUUUUUCUGGCGCGAGAAGAAGAUGAAGAGUCAGAGCGUCGGGGCGACGCUGCGGGCGCGAGACGCGGGCGCGGGCUCGAGUGGGAUUUCGGCGCGAUCGCCGUUGGCGUCGACGAUGAAUCGACACGUCGGAGGGCUGCCGAACAGCGCGGUGAUUCCGGCGAGAGAUUCGUGCGGCGCGGCGAACGCGAAGGCGAACUCGCGCGGGAAGCUGCCAGACGUCUCGGACGUGGAGAUCGACGGCGAGACCUGGCUCACGCCGGGUGAGGUUAGAAAGGAAAUCAGUGAUUUGAAUCGACGGUAUAAAUUCUCAAGCGUCGAACUCGCGAGAGCGGCGGAGUGCGCCACGGGGGUUCAGCCGGGUGCGCCGGUGAAUCGAUUUUUGGCCAAGGGGGGCGAGUUCGGUGGCGACCAGAUGGACUGUUACGACCCUCUUGCGCGCUUCUGCGAAAAGAUGCGAAUCUUCGAGAAGCGACCAAAGUCGAACAAGCGCCAGGCUCUCGAGAUCGAUCACGCGCGCCGUCAGGAGCAGCUGAAAUCGACGCCGUUUUUUGCGCUGUUGCCGCCGUCGGCGACGAAACCGUUUCUCGGUCUCGACGGCACAAAAAAGCAUCUCAUGCCCUCGGGCAUGGGAUUCGCGAAGGACUCCCUCGGUCGCCUCGUGAUUAUGGAUCUUUGAUCACCGCGCCGAUCGAAUCUGUCGAUUGUAUCCACCGAAUCGAACAUGACGCGAAGAGCGUUCAUGAUUCGAGACGGUUGUGCGAACGAAGCCGCGGCGGAAUCCGCGCUCGUUCGCUUCACGACCUAUGUAGCACCACA
Molecule: messenger RNA, 1113 nt
Organism: Ostreococcus lucimarinus CCE9901
Lineage: Eukaryota; Viridiplantae; Chlorophyta; Mamiellophyceae; Mamiellales; Bathycoccaceae
Exons: 1
Coding region: 26-973 (315 amino acids)
Source: RefSeq, a predicted model, not a curated record